UAAGAUAAUAUUUUCAGAAACAAAAUCACUUGAUCUUUGUAAUAAUAGGAGAAACUUGUUUCUCAAUAUUACAUUGAUUUUGUAUGGAUUUAUUUUAAAAUAAAAUAAGUUUUGUGUUCGAGUUUAAGCUGAAGGCUUAAUGCCAUUCAUAGUUAUAAGUAAUAAGUGAUGAUGUGUUUAGAGAACCUAAUAUUUUUGUAUCUUAUCUGACAAGACAAUAAGUUUAAAAAUGGUAUUUUGUCUAUGUGGACGCCGCUGCUUCAGCAGAACUUUAGUAAUAAACCCGGUAAUUAAAGGACAAACAUUCGAAAAACCCAAAAAACAUAAUGAUAUAAUAUCUACAAUUCAAUCUACACAAAAAAAUGAAAAAAAUCUAGAUAAAAUCAAAUCUACUCUUACUAAUGUAAGAAUACCUAAUGAAAUAGUUCCCGAAAACAAAACACAUGAUAUAAUGGAACCUACACAAAAAAAUGAAAAAAAUUUAAAUGAAAUCAAAUCUACUCUUACUAAUGUGAAAAAAACCACUGAAAUAGUUCCAGAAAACAAAACAAAUGAUGUACUGGAACCUAUUAUAGAAACUAAAGCGCAUCAACACCUCCAAAUAAACCCCACUUCGAAAGAAAUCAGUGUCAUUAAUACUAUUACUACUUCGUUGGUUUCAUCUGAGAAAACUGAAGAAAUAAUAGGGCAACGUGAAGAAGAAUUGAAAUUUAGACCUAAGACGAAAAAACAACAGGCGCCGCCUGCCCCAAUUUCAAAAAAUCCUGAAGUUAAAUAUAAUGACAAUAUGAAUAGUAUAGAGGUUAAAUUAGAUAAUAAUGUUUUGGAUAAUAAAAGUGAAAUAAUUAAAGAAGAAGAUAAAAAAAAAGUUAACUUCGAAGAUAAUGAUGAUGAUGAUGAUGAUGAUGAUGAUGAUGAUGAUGAUGAUGAUUUAUCGAUGCAACAUGUAAAUGCACCAAAACUGAGUGUAGACCUCCAACUCGAAGUAAAUGAAAGAAGAGAGGGUGUCGCUCCGAUUCCGAUCCGAAUUGACGAAAAUAUUGAAAAACUGUCAGUUUUUAUUAAAGAUCCAAAGGACGAAGAACUCAUAAAGCUAGCUAUCAAGAACAACGAUUUCCUUAACCAAAUAAUUUCAGAAGAACAGAUCAAAGAUGUUGUUGCAGCAAUGUACGAUAAAGAAAUACCGUCAAAACACAUUAUCGUUAAACAAGGCGAUAAAGGUUCUCACAUGUAUGUCUCGGCAAAAGGAACAUUCCACAUAAUCGUAGAUGGAAAGGUUAUUACUGAAUUUAAUGACUGUAGAGUGUUUGGGGAACUUGCUCUUUUGUAUAAUGCAAAAAGACAAGCUACAAUUAAAGCCGCAACCUCUGGUAGGGUGUGGGUCCUAGACAAUAGCGUUUAUCAAAAGAUCAUGAUCAGACAUAACAUGAGGAAACAGGACGAAUUAAUGAACUUUUUGAUAAGCAACGAGAUCUUGAACGUGGUCGGAAACGAAGCCCUUCAAAUUGUUGCUAACUUGUUGAAGUCCGAGUUCUUUAAAUCUGGACAAGUAAUUGUUAAACAAGGCGACAGAGGAAACAAAUUCUACAUAAUUAGAGCAGGAACGGUUACAAUAACUAAAGAAGGCGAAGGCGUAGUUGGUGUUUAUAAAAAAGGAGACUGUUUCGGUGAACUAGCCCUCUUAGAAGAAGACGCUCGUCAAGCUACCGUCACAGCUAAUGCUCCUGGAGUAGAAUGCCUUACUCUAGCCAGAAAAGAAUUCAUCAACCAUCUUGGAGAAAUAAAAAAAUUCAAAUAUAUAAAAGUUAAGGAAUCGCCUAAGGAUUCCAUAAGGUCUGUGCAAGCAGAACAUGAAGAUAUUAAACUAAAGGAUCUGAGGAUUAUAAAGACUCUGGGAGUAGGAGGAUUUGGACGAGUAGAAUUGGUGCAACAUACUAAAAUUGAAAGUCUCGUGUUCGCCCUUAAAUAUUUAAAAAAAAUUGAGGUUGUCAAUCAAAAUCAGCAAGAACAUGUUUAUAAUGAGAAGAUUAUUCAGAUGGCCAGCAGGUCGCCUUUUAUUGUUAGGCUAUACAGAACCUAUAGGGAUACGAAAUAUAUAUACUUCCUGAUGGAAUCCUGUUUAGGUGGUGACCUUUGGAGUUUAUUACAAAAACAGAAAAAUAGAAGAUUCGAAGAAAAAGAAGCACGUUUCAUAUGUUCUUGUGUUCUAGAAGCGUUCGAUUAUCUUCAUUCCAGAGGAAUUGUUUAUCGCGAUCUAAAACCAGAAAAUUUAUUAAUUGCUAGUAAUGGUUACAUCAAAUUAACAGACUUUGGAUUUGCGAAAAAAAUUUCUGGCCGUGGAAAGACCUAUACUUUCGCAGGUACUCCCGAGUACGUAGCUCCAGAAAUAGUUUUAAAUCGAGGUCACGACAGGGCGGUAGAUUAUUGGGCAUUUGGAGCUUUUAUUUUCGAAAUGCUUGCAGGUCGAACACCAUUCAGAACAGACGAUAGCACCCAUAUGCGAACAUACAACAAAAUUUUAAGUGGAAUCGACACUGUUCAAUUUCCAACUUAUAUUCACCUCAAGGCCAGACAUCUGAUUGAAAAAUUGUGCAGACCGGUUCCAUCGGAACGGCUGGGAAUGCAGAGACACGGAAUUCAUGAUAUAAAAGUGCAUAAGUGGUUUUUGGGGCUGGAUUGGCAAAAGUUGGUUAGGUGCGAAAUAUCUUCUCCGUUUAAGCCAAAGUUAAAAGGACCUAUAGAUACGAUCUACUUUGAUCAUUUUAAGAGGGAUACUGAUAAUCCUCCAGAAGAACUAUCAGGAU
This is a messenger RNA of Psylliodes chrysocephalus, 2804 nucleotides long. The record is from the annotation of a GenBank genome assembly. NCBI's taxonomy places the organism in Eukaryota, Metazoa, Arthropoda, Insecta, Coleoptera, Chrysomelidae.